AACCGUUCAGUCGAGUUGUGAUCGUCCCGAAUGCUGGUCGUGCCUGGCUGCAGUCGCGUUGGUUCCGCCGCCCGCAGUGCAAUAGUGGUAGUUCCGGAUUGGUUCACAUCGGUGUGAGGAGUCGCACCCUCGCAUGGCAGUGUGAGGCCUCGAGAAGGCCACAAGAGGCCCAGAAAAGUGGAUAGUACACACAGGCCGCCACCGCAGCCGCCUGUUUCUUUGUUCGUCCUUUUCCUCUAUCUGGUUCUGGAAGGGCAGUGAUUCAACAGCUGGGUGUUCGAGUGUUAGCUACUGGGGAGAAAACCGUUUAUGAUAACCAGUGCAAUAUACCAAAAAAUAUAUCGUCACAUGCUCUAUUUCUAGGAAAUGGCAGGGGUAAAGUGGAUCCAAUAUUCCUGGUGACGCAGUUAUGCUUGUAUUCCAAUCAUUACACUGGUAGUUGAAGAAGUGGUGGUGUUUCGCCGAACGACACCUAGAAGUGCAAUUUAUCUGAAGAGCAAAUUUUUGGUGUGCAUGGAAAAGAUGAAAUCAAUUGUGUAACAGCUACCAGUGCUAACUGCUGUAAGUGGAUGCAGGGUGUGAGGUCUAUGCUUUUUUUCUACUUCUUCACACUCGGAACAUUCCGUCGCUGUGUUUGUGUGUUCAAAUUUUCAGUGGGUGUGCUGGUUGACUAGUUUCAUUUUUUUUUCAUUAUUUUCUUUUGAAUAGUUCAACGAUCAUUUGAACACCAGUGAACUCUCCGAACUCGCCAGGUCAUUGGUUGCCAGUGGAGAAGCUCGAACGUUCAAUAGACGAACCCAAAAGAUUCACUCAAUCACAAACUUGGAAAAUAAUCUAAAUGAGUUCCAAUACAAAAGUCACAUGACUGGUCGCAAUGUGUAAAAUCCCAUUAUGGCCCUGGUUAGCCAUAGCAUGGAAAUGGAAGCUGGUUCUGGCGUCGUUUUUGCUACUCCAGAACGGUUGCGUCAGUCCCGUACAGUUAAGUGGUUCAAGAGUAAACGAUGGAAGUACCAGUAGUGUUGGAACGGCGGGAGGCUUCACGGUGGCAAACAGUAGGAACGCUAUCCUUCUGGCGAAAACGCAAGCUAACGUGGAAGCAAUCGAAGAUUCUCUGCAAACUAUUCACGACAUAGCGACCGAAAAUUUGGGCACUCUCUGUCUUACCAAACUCUUUCGCCCACUGCGAAUAACACUGAACCCGGAACGUUACUCCGGUGCCCGGCAGAAAGCGGACCUGGCAGCAGUAGUUUUACAAGAUGUGGGAGUCGCUCGACAUAACGGUCUUCUGGAUGCGCUGGCGAAAGGUUUACUAUCGGAUCCACAUGUCACGAGUGCCAGGAUUCUCUCGAUCAACAUUUCCGAUGGGAUGAUAACCAACUCAGUUUGGUGGGACAAACCAACUUCUGGCAUGGCGGGACCUCUCCGGAUGGAAGAAGAAGGGAUUGCCGUUGGCAAAGCUCCCGAUCACAACUAUCCUUGGUUCGAGGAUGAAUCAUCAUCUCCGGGUCUUCGGUCGCCAAAGUUUGCUCCUUCACCUCUUAACAUAUCGUAUCGAGGCUGGUGGACCUAUCCUUACUACUCGUGUAACCACAAACGGUGGAUUCUAUCCUACAGCGUUGCAAUACCACCGAUGGGACGGCAUGGGUUACGUGGUUUUCUCAGCAUUGAUGUCGAUAUCUCCGAUCUGCAGGUUAACCAAUGCGACAAUCCAAACAAGUUGGAGAUUAUGGGCUACAAUCACCAUUUAAGACAAUACUACCCGUUUGUACGAAACAUUAAACUUAGCGACGAGGAUCAACUCAAUCAGAUAGAAGUUUUUCACGGGUCGCACAAGUGCCAUGACUACAGCAUGCGUUGCGUCUACCGGCCGGUGCUAGUUAACGUUCCAACGGCAGUCAAUUUAAACUAUAACCACUAUAGUAACACUAGUAGCUUUAGUGAUGCCAGCAGUAAUAUCAAUAACGGCACGAUAAAUUUGGCAGCUAUGAUCAAAAGAAAUCUAAAGGUGAUCCAGGGUUGGACUCGCGGAGCCUACGAGUGUAAGUGCAAGGAUGGUUUUUUCUCCGCACCUCACCCGAGAGGAUUCAACGGAAGCAUCAUGGAGGUUGCCUUCCAGGAGUACCGGGAUAACAUUAGUACUUACUAUAUGGACGUUUUUGUGUGCGUCCGGUGUGCCCCUGGCUGCGGAACCUGCACGGGACCGGAAGCUUGUCUAGCAGUCUACAACUGGGUAUUUAGAACCACUUUGCUAACAUUUUCGGUUAUGUGUGCCGGUUUCACCGUAGUUCUCGCGCUUUAUAUGUACCAAUAUCGCAAGGUCAAGGUUUUCAAAGUGGCCAGUCCAAUUUUUCUUACCAUCACCCUGUUGGGUUGUGCCUUCAUGUAUUUAGAGAUGGCUGCCAUCUUUCCAAUCUUGGACACCUACUCGUGCAUUGCCACCAAGUGGACACGACAUAUGGGAUUCUGCGUUACGUACACGGCUCUGCUGAUGAAGACCUGGCGGGUUUCAUUGACCUAUCGUGUUAAAUCUGCCCAUAAGGUAAAACUAACGGAUAAACAACUGCUCCAGUGGAUGGUUCCAAUACUGCUGGUGAUGCUCAUUUUCCUGGGCACCUGGACAUUGUCGGCGCCGCCAUUCGCAGAGAAGAUCGUAGACAAGAACGGGCUAAUAUUCAAACAAUGCUCGUACAACUGGUGGGACCACAGUCUGGCCAUCGGAGAAGUGCUGUUCCUAGCCUGGGGCAUUCGGGUGUGCUAUAACGUGCGGAAUGCCGAAUCACUGUACAACGAGGCGCGGCUCAUUUCGUAUGCCAUCUACAAUAUAGCGCUCGUCAACACCACCAUGGUCGCAUUUCACUUAUUUAUCUUUCCCCAAGCGGGGCCAGAUAUUAAAUACCUGUUGGGUUUCAUCCGGACUCAACUUAGCACAUCCGUAACGAUAGCACUAGUAUUUGGCCCGAAAGUUCUAAGGAUACUACGCGGACAAGGGGACCAGUGGGAUCAGCGUGCUCGAAAGCGGGGCAUAACCGCAUCGUUCUCGCUUAACGGCAUCGGAUUAGUCCCCGAGGAAACCGCAGAUUUAUACCAGGAGAACGAAGAACUGAAGGAAGAAAUUCAGAAACUCGCUGCUCAAAUUGAAUUCAUGAAAAUUGUUCACAUGGAAAUGAACAAUCGCCACCUCAAACCGAAACCGGGUGGCUAUUUCACGCUGAAGAGCCCUCUGGGGAAAACUAUCGGUGGCGGUGGACUGCAUUCGUCCUACAAGCAUAAACAUGCACCGAAGGAGGAUUCACUCAAGGAGAACAGUGGCAUCACCGAGGAUGGACACAGCGGUAGCAACAGCUGCUACUCCGGAACGGCCAACUCAAUUGGCUACCCAUCGUCACUGCAGCAACAGCAGCAACACUCUAACGGAACCGAAAGGGUAUGACAUGGCUGCCGAGGUGGACGAGAUUGCUCAUCAAGCCCCAUCACAGUAACCGUGACCCCGCUUGUAACCCCAUCAAACCGUGCCCCUACUACUACUGUGAGGUCAAACUUUUCCUCCUCAUCGUCCGCUAUCAUCUGUCUGUCAUCAUCAUCACCAUCAUCAUCCCCAGCGUGUACCGCCACCGACAGCACUAAUCAUAACAAUAGAAUAAACAUGAAUUACAACCUUCUCGAACGCAAGUGGGCGAAAGAGAACAGUCCCGCUGGCUCCGGUGGUCACUGCAGUAGAAACAGCAGCUUCAACAACUACAAUAAUAAUCCGUCAGAUGGUCAGGAUGGCACUGAGCAGACAGCUUCGUCCUGCCGCGAAGAUCAAGAGUUUCGUUGCAAUCGGAUCAAUAACAACUGCGUAGAUGCGGACAGAGAGAAAAUCCCCACAUCUGAUGAUCAUUCAGCAUCGUCCAAUUUGACCCUCAAUCCAACCCCGACUCCGACCAGUAACAGCACUGAAUCACCCAGUAAUGCCGUUGACAGUAGAAUCCCAGUUUAUGUCUAAAUUACCGACCACGCGGACAACGAUUACGCCUCGUAACUCGUAACCAUCAAAACCUACGCUGUACACAGCGAACAAGAAGCGUACAAAAUUCACUGAACCGCAUGUCACACGCCACCAUCCAGUUUAUCCUCUGCCUGGUGCGAAUCUAUCCCACAGACGGAUGAAGGCGUAGAUAUCAUUGCUACACACUUUGAAUGGAAUCGGUAUCAACCGCAGCCCCACUGGGGAGAGCUUCGUUGAAGCGAGAAAAAGGACAAACGCACUCGGGCAAAACCGCUUUCAAUAAUGAAGAAAAAUGACCGCAAAAGUAGCACACGGUCAGCGCUUUAAAUGGUGGGACAACUUGUGGAAUUGCUGGUCACAUUUCUGGAGUAAAUGUUCUUCAACCAAACAGUAUUAAGCCACUAUCCGGCCGGCUCACCGGAUCCCUGGGUGGAGGUUAGCUGAAAGUUCGUUCGUUUUCAGUACCCUUGCAAUUAAUUUUGAGCCAGAGUCACAUUCUAACCGUCGCAACAGCCACCACCUGCUCAAUACACCCGCAUGCAGCAGAUUCCCUGAAAACUACUCUUCACAUGCCAAGGCCACUCCACCGCACGCCCAGCCCAAAGUAUGUAAGUAAAAAGGUAGGCGACUUCCGGUAAUUAAAUCAAAAUUCAAUUUAGCACGCGUAUUUCGUGUUUAACAGUUCCCAAAAGAGAACCCAUAAUUUAUUCUGAACUUCAGUAACCAUAACCGAGCGCGGUGGGACAGAUUUACCGGAACGAAACCUGAUACUCGUGGGAAAAAUACACGGUAAAACCAGUUCAGGCAGUUGAGUCCUUCUCGGUAGCCGUACUUCCCGAAUUGGCUAUAGUCAAUUGCAAUGUGACAAUAACCGAAAUGAAAUCAUUAUUGCUUGCCAACUUUUUGCAGCAAACACAGGGUAGAGCCAACAUUAAAGAUGCUAAUGCCGAGAUAUCAGAUAGAAGUAGACAAGCUAUAUUAUAUUUGAUUUGUGAAUAAUCCUAGUGAUUUAUAGACAGAAUCGAAUCCAGCUAGUGUUUGCGAGCAUGCAACUGUGACAGUAUUCAUCAAUAAAAUCUAUAUAAAGCCAUAAACCAAUUGUCCAAGUGUCAAAUAAACCCUCAUCUGAUGAAAAAAAAAUAUACCGUACGGCUUAGCUGUUGAUCCAAUAUUUACCAGAACAAACCAAAGAGCAUGAAACAUAAACACAACCCACCCGAAAGUUCUGACACGAUGAUGAUCUAUAGUUAGAUAUGAAUAUAUCAUCUAUUCAGUAAGGAAAACUCUAUGCACAAACAAUGCCAUUCGAUGUCAGUUUCACUAUCUCUAAUUGUAAGUGAGUUCAACUGAGCAUUAUAGCUUGGCUUUUAGUUUCAAAAAACUCAUCAACUUUAUUCAUACUAAUCAAAUUACAAGAGAAAAAAAAACAAAUUUUUAUAACUACGAACCAAAUCGUGAAUUAUCGUUAACUGCUGACAUGUUGAAAUGAUGUAAGUUUAGAAAAAUCUUUUUAGAACAAUGUUUCGACGUUAUAAACGGCGGUCAAAAUAAAUAAUUAAAACAAAGUCAAUAAAAAUGUCAUCUCUGGAGUAGAGCGAAAACAGACAGUCUAGGUGAGCAAAACUUGUUGUUAGGGAAAUUGAUGUGAUAAUAAUGCGAGACACACAAAAUCAAAUUUCUCCGGAAAUGAUUCGCUAGAAGAGCUUUCCGCAAGCAGAACCCCUUCCCGAUGUCUGACCGUCAGCGCUGAGUCUUUCGGUUAUUGGCAAACAAAUAUCAACGUUUCCUGAAGGACGAAGAGCGCGAAUGGAUGAGUGAAAUUUGUAGUCAUGGUCAAAUGAAACAUGUUUUUCUAUCAACUUAAAUAUGCUUUUCUGUGAGUGAAAAAUUUAAAUUUCUAAUUCAAACCAGAAGGUUUUAUUUCAACAGUUAGCCAGAACAACCACUUUCAGCUGUCGUAAAAAUGUCAGCUGACAAACGCAGUGAUGGACAGCAACCAGACGGGAGAUAAAUUUGAUGGUGGCAUCAAGAACAGCGUAACCCAUCAGGUGGUCUCAUGUUUUACCAAAUUUCAACUUGUAUUCCACUGUCCCCCGCGGGUAUUUCCUACUGAAACGCAAAUAGGAGUGUCGUGCUACAUAAGUGGCAAUUCAUCAUGUUUAACGCUUUUAUUCAAGUUGAAUUGCGAUUCGCUGCCAAAGUCAGUCAACCGUAAUUACCUUUUUUAGAACGACCUUUUUACGCCUCGCGAACCCAAUGUAUCAGCAUUCCCAUCAUGUUGCGAAUUGUGCAUAACAUUAUGUGGACCGCGAGGUUUACCCAUGUCAUCGAAGAAGAAAAAAAAAAUACAACGCGAAGGGUGUUUCAGAGAAAAUGACCCUCGGGAGCCAAAAGGCUCUGUGCUGCGUUCUUUCACCGUCCACUUCUAGUCUAGUCCGUAGGCCUGGCUUUAGCUUUCCUCCCUCACAGCAUGAUGAACUAAAUUCUAAAAAUAUAUAAAACCAAUUUCUUAAACAUACUAGAACCGAGUAGGAAUAUAGCCAGCCGGUCCACCUGGGACCCGGGAAGAGGACCAGAAGUGGACGUAACGCUUUGAAGUUUACUUCCUUUGCCGAAGGACUCAAAUCAACAGCAGCAGCAGCAGGUAAAUCAGUGGGUCUCACUAAAGCGGUUAGAAGCAGAAAAGUCCCAACAGAGAGCGAAACUUGCGCUCCUGGGAAAUCAGAUUGGAGGCGUUCAUCACUGCCGGAGUCAGUUUUUGGAGGAUGUUUCUACGCUUGAAGGUGGAUGGGCGACAGAUGAGUUCUCGUUUCGAUAGAAAGAGAGCAUUUCACAAAACUUUUGUAAUAUAGAUGACCAUCAUUAUUUUAGUGAUUUUGUUGAAUUGGAAAAUUAUCGUUCACCCCCGAAUAAAUUUGUAUUGCUUAAGAACCACCGUAGAAAAAAAAACAGGAAACAGUUUAUUUGCCUAAAUCGGUAUCAUUACAUAUAAUGAAUUAUACUCAGUUAUAGUUGAUAUUAUCAUACUUUAAAAUUACCUGGAAUUGUAAUUGUUAUCGAAAUUCGUCCUAAAUGUAUAGCUAAUUUUCUCAGCCUUGGUUAAGUCAUAUUGUGAGAUAAUCGUUCCAACUCAAUGUUUAUCAAAUGAUAUUUAAAAUUUUUGAUUUUCUCAAUAGAAUUAGUAAAGAAAUUGUAAGAACCUUUGAAUUUUAUCUAUGAUUUGAACUUUGUCAAGUUCCAGGAGUGUAGCAUUUUCUCUAAGUGUAACAAUUCCAAGCAACAAGUUCCUAAAGGUCAAACACUGAAUUUAAAAUACAAAAAUUCAAAAACAUACUAAUUAGUUGAAUUAGUUUUAGUAUUAAUUUAUUAUAAAAAAACUUAAUCUUCAGAAAACGAACAAACAUCGCGAGUAACACUUCUUCGCCAUUAUGUGAUUCUAGCAUAAAAUACCAUGUAAAAUCAAUAUUAGCAUACUCCAUACAGAAAACUCUUCUUCUUUGAAGAACAGAGCGAAAAAAAAUAAUAUUCAGUGCAUAACAUUAAAAACGAUGCAAGCCUAUCUGCCUCAAAGCACUUACAAAAGCCGCUGCAACUAUUACUCGCGGUAUCCUUUCCCUUUUAUCUCCUCGUGCCAGAAUUAUCCGAGAUCACAAUGUCAUGUGUGAUCGUCAUCGCCGCUAGGAAUUAAAGCGCAUAAUCUGGAUUUUAAUUUAACGCUUCGUUUUCGGUGCACAGCGACUUUUCAACCUCAGUCUAAGCAGAGCGACGACGGGUUUGGGUCCUGCAUGACGGAAGUGGGUAAAGCGAAACCAUGAUGAUGGGCUUCCGUGAACGAUGAUAUCAGACCGCUAAUUUUUCUGGUGAAUAAAUUACUAGGAGAUUCUCCCAGCUGGUCUCGAGGUAAGAUGCUGGCUUAACAAGCCAGUCGUCGUAUGUUUGAGUCUCGGCUCGGGAGAGACUGUUAGUGUUAGUAGGAUCGUAGCGCUAGCCCCGCAAUUGUCCUGUACACUCAACAGUUGGCUGCGAAGUCUGUGUAUAAUAAACAGGAGGUCGAGUUCCGAUACGGAAUGUAGCACCAAGGCUUUGCUUUUCUAUGACUAGGAGAAGUUAAAAACAAAAACAAAACAGAAAAAAACACGUGUGGCGAUAAAAUUUGCUUAAAUGGGGAUGCUUCAUGUUUUAUUAUACCUAAAAUGUGUGUUACAAACGUCCCCAAAUCAUUGUAAUUAGUGAAGAUUAGUUAAAAAAAUAUCCUUCGUUUAUGUUCCUCGUGUAUCCUUAGGUGAAUAGAUUUUAUGGAAGUGUUAGAUAUUCAAGAGGACUAUAGAGUUAUACUCAUAUAAUAAAACCCAUAUUAUAAACAUCAACAUGCAACUAAAUCAAGUAGAUAAAAUUUGUUGGAAAAAGUAAAAUAUUAUCAGAAUUUAAAGUCCAGUUGAGCUAGCAUUAGCAAUAACAAAAUAAAUGUACAAGUGUUUAAUCAAAGAUAUGCUGUGCGAAAAUAAAUUUGUAAAAUAAAAUGAGAAAAACAAAA
Messenger RNA from Wyeomyia smithii (pitcher-plant mosquito), 8522 nucleotides. Its product is annotated as probable G-protein coupled receptor CG31760. The transcript is spliced from 14 exons. NCBI's taxonomy places the organism in Eukaryota, Metazoa, Arthropoda, Insecta, Diptera, Culicidae. The record is from RefSeq and is a predicted model, not a curated record. Gene Ontology annotation, biological process: G protein-coupled receptor signaling pathway. Gene Ontology annotation, cellular component: membrane. The coding region runs from base 875 to 3430 and encodes 851 amino acids. Gene Ontology annotation, molecular function: G protein-coupled receptor activity.